Molecule: messenger RNA, 1917 nt
Organism: Suillus clintonianus
Lineage: Eukaryota; Fungi; Basidiomycota; Agaricomycetes; Boletales; Suillaceae
Product: peptidase S8/S53 domain-containing protein
Exons: 9
Coding region: 1-1917 (638 amino acids)
Biological process (GO): proteolysis
Molecular function (GO): serine-type endopeptidase activity; tripeptidyl-peptidase activity
Source: RefSeq, a predicted model, not a curated record
AUGCGCCUACUCUCAUCCUUUGUGGUCCUUGCCCUUGGACUGUUGGCUUCUGCCGACUCGCUCCUGUCGCCUUACCGCGUUCACGAGAGACGUGCGCACAUUCCUGCUGGAUGGUCAUACAGCCGAAAACGCGACAAUGCAGCUGUCAUUCCUCUGCGGUUUGCUCUGAAGCAGAGUGACAUCGACGCAAUUGGUGACUACUUAAUGGAAGUCUCUGAUCCGGAGUCUGUGGGAUAUGGCAAACAUUGGACCGCCGGAGAAGUAUUCAGAAAGUUUUCGCCUAGCGUUGAAAGCAUUGGAGCCGUCCGUGCCUGGCUUGAAGAGAAUGGUUUUGAUUCCUCCCGUGCCAAGCUCACUCGCAACAGAGGCUGGAUCGAAGUCCAAGCCACUGUAGAAGAAGCUGAGCGUCUCUUGCAGACUGAGUACCAUGUGUACAGUCACGAAACCGGCCAAGAGCAUGUUGCGUGUGAUUCAUACCACUUGCCUGAGCAUGUCCAGCCUCAUGUCGACUUCGUGACCCCUACCGUACAUUUUGACGCCAAGAUCUCGAAGCGCUCCGGCUCCACCUCCCCCGAUGGGACCGGGCGCACUAUUGGACAGCCAGGACAUGGCGUUUACCCGAAAACCACCGGAGAGAUCCAGAGUCUCUUGAAUCAACUGGAGGCUUGCGAUCAACAAAUCACCCCAAUUUGCUUGAGGGCUCUGUAUGGAUUGGUUUACGAGCCUCUGGCAGCCGACAAGAACAGCUAUGGUAUCGUGGAGUACACCCCCCAGGCCUACCUGCAAAGCGACUUGGAUAUGUUUCAUAGCAAUUUCUCCGACGGCCUUGUUGGUGUUGCGCCUAACAUGGUGUCAAUAGAUGGAGGCUAUGCACAAACCGAAUACACCGGCUUCGAGUACAACGGUGAAUCUGAUCUCGACCUUGAGUACGGAAUGAACCUCGUCACCGCUAAGCAGCCAGUCACCUUAUAUCAAGCUGGAGACAUGGUAGAGGGUGCUUCUUUUAACAACUUCCUCGACGCAAUCGAUGGCACGUACUGCACCUAUGAUGGUGGAGACGAUCCAACUCAAGACGCCGUUUAUCCUGACCCAUACGGCGGAGGCUACAUGGGCCCUGAAGAUUGCGGCACUGCAAAACCUACUAAUGUUAUCUCGACCUCUUAUGCGUACAACGAAGCUGAUCUGACGCCUUUCUAUACUGCCCGCCAAUGCGCAGAGUAUGCUAAACUUGGCUUGAUGGGUGUUACUGUCCUUUACAGCUCUGGUGACUAUGGAGUUGCUGGAAACGGUGGCUACUGUCUGACGCCUAACGGAACUUAUUCCCUGGAUGGCAUGAUCUUUAACCCCAGUUUCCCGGGAACUUGUCCCUAUAUCACUUCUGUUGGUGCUACUCAGGUCAACCCCAAUUCGACGGUCUACGAGCCAGAAGGGGCAUGUGAACAAGUCAUCUACUCUGGAGGUGGUUUCAGCAACUACUUCGCGAUGCCUGAUUACCAGAAGUCAGCGGUCGAGUACUAUCUGACAAACUACUACCCUCAGUAUCCUCCUAAUAUCUGGAACGCCUCAGGAACAUCCCGUGCCUUCCCCGACAUUGCUGCCAACGGAGCUAACUACGUUGUUGCUAUUGAUGGUGCAUUUUAUUUGGUUUAUGGAACGUCCUGCUCUUCCCCAGUCAGUGGAGCCAUCUUGACAAUGGUCAAUGAUGCUCGCCUAGCAGUUGGAAAGAGCCCGAUUGGAUUCAUCAACCCAACUAUUUACUCGGCUGACUUUGCUGGUGCUUUCAACGAUAUCACCAUGGGCGGAAACCAAGGAUGUGGCACUGCUGGAUACACUGCCGUUCCUGGCUGGGACCCAGUCACUGGAUUGGGGACUCCCAAUUUCCCGAAGCUUCUUGCGAGGUGGUUACUCCUUCCGUAG